AUGCCCUUUUUCCUCAUUUCUAAACCUAGGUGGGUCAAAUUUGAAGAGGAUGUAGAGCUGGACGGUGGAAAGUGGUCCAAACCCCGCGUGGCCACGCUGCAGAUGAACCAACUUCGCACAUUCCGUGAUUUGCUGGCCGAAGGAGCAUAUCUCCAGGAUCUGGACGGCAACACAUUCCCUGAGGUUGUCGAUUCUUUGGUGGAAAGGCUAUCACGGGCAGUCCCAGAAAAUAUUUCAGAGGAGAAGUUGAAAGACGUGCUGCUGAGAAAACAUCAUCACCAGCACGAAAAGAAACCGAGCUACUCGUUAGCGAACUUUAAGCGGAGUUUGUCCACCACGAAAUCGGAGGAGGCGUCCGCUUCAAACGGUGAUAGGAGAUUAUUCAGCAGAAGUGAGAGUACCAAAACUGAUGGAACUGACCCCGAAGACCCCGAGAGUUUUGGGACCGAUGGUGAUGACGUAUUUAAGGACAGUGAUGAAAUAUACAAGCCGAACCAAAAUUUCAUGAGAAAGAUUCCAAAGGGUGCCGAAGUGUGUAACAUACUUGUGGGCAACGUGGACUUUCUGCCGAAUCCUCUGUGUUGCUUCUGUCGCCUGUCCAACGCUUCCAUUCUGGGUGACAUGACGGAAGUACCGCUGCCCACGCGGUUCAUAUUCUUACUGCUGGGACCAGCGAGGGAUCCGGAAAGCAGUUAUCAUGACCUUGGCCGAGCUAUGGGAGCUCUGAUGUGUGAUGAAGUGUUUCAAGAAUGCGCCUACAAAGCCCACAACAUGCAGGAACUGGUAGAUGGAGUAGACGAGUUCAUAGAUUCAACUACAGUGCUGCCAUCUAGUGAGUGGAACCCUGCCAUACGCGUCGAGCCGCCACAAAAUAUCCCCUCGCAGGCUAAACGCAAGAAAAAAAUGAAGAAAAAUAUGAUUGGAAGGCGCCGAUCAAGUGUUGCCAGCGCCAUCUAUUUUAAAGCACGUCGGUUUAGUUCAUUAUUGGAUGAAGAUGAUGAUGAGGAGGAAGAAGUGCCUGGUCAUGCAGACCCCACUUUGAUUCGGACUGGGAGGCCCUUCGGAGGUCUUGUUGACGAUUUCAAGAGGAAAAUACGAUGGUACCUGUCGGAUUUUAGAGACGCUAUUCAUUACAAAUGCUUGGCGCCCUUCAUCUUCUUGUACUUUGCUCUUCUGACUUCGAACGUCACGUUUGGUGGGUUGUUAACUGAGGGAACGCAUUCGCAUUUGGGAAAUAUUGAAAACAUCCUUGGUGCUGCCAUCUGUGGGGCAACGUACGCACUAUUCUCUGGCCAACCGUUAACCAUCAUCAGUAGUACUGGGCCUAUGCUGAUCUUCGAGAAAGUUUACUACAAAUUUUGCAACGACCGUGGCUGGGAUUACCUGGAAUCCAGGGUGUGGGUCGGACUGUGGAUAAGCAUCAUCCUUCUCGUCAUCGUCGCCUUUGACCUUAGCGCCCUGGUCAGGUACAUUACAAAAUUCACCGAGGAGAGCUUCGCCAUGCUUAUUUCCUUGAUCUUUAUAUUCGAAGCCUUUGAGAAGACCGUGUCUAUAUCUGACCACUACCCAGUGCACAUGCAUACAGAAAGGGCACAAAAACACGAGUGCUACUGCCUGCAUCCCAACAUGACAGAUGCAUUUAAUUCCUCGGACAUAUAUACUAGUCUACAUCUGCCGUUUAACUGCACUUUCAACCCAGGAGAGGACGACUUUGACCAUCUUCCCCACGGUCCCGAGUGCAUGAACAGACCCAUAGUGUCAAUGUUCGAAUGCACAGCAGAUGGAGGUGUCUUACAUGGCCCCGGUUGCUUUGAGGAGAAAUUUGUAGAGAACGUUUUCUUCUUCUCUGUACUGCUAUUUUUGGGGACAUUCAUCAUCGCUUGGAAGUUGAAACAAUUCAGAGCUAGUAAUUAUUUUCCAAGCAAGGUCCGCUCUGUGGUGAGUGACUUCGCCGUUCCCAUUGCUCUCGCCAUCAUGAUCGGGGCUGAUCGCAUUGUUUCCAUUGAUACGCCAAAACUGAACGUUCCCAGCAAAAUACAGCCCACCUAUGAAAACAGAACCAGCUGGAUUGUCAACCCUCUGACCGAGAACAACCCAUGGUGGUUGGCCCUAGCAGCCAUCCUGCCAGCCGCCUUGGCAACAAUAUUGAUCUUCUUGGACCAACAGAUAACGGCUGUCAUUGUGAACCGUAAGGAAAACAAGUUGAAGAAAGGAAGAGGGUACCAUCUGGACUUGUUUGUCCUUGCCGUUCAAAUUGGCCUAUGUUCAAUUUUCGGCCUCCCUUGGUUCGUGGCGGCCACUGUGGAGUCGCUGACCCACGUGGACAGUUUGAAGGAGGAGAGCGAGUGUACGGCGCCAGGAGAGAAACCCAAGUUCCUCGGAGUAAGAGAGCAACGAGUGACAGGAUUUUUCAUAUUUGUUCUCAUAGGAUGUUCGGUAUUUUUAUCAGGAUUCUUGCAGUAUGUCCCAAUGCCGGUGCUCUAUGGGGUUUUCCUAUACAUGGGCGUCUGCGCACUGAAGGGUAAAGAGCUGAUGCAGAGAAUCCGCAUCAUCUUCAUGCCCCAGAAAUACCAGCCGGAUUACAUGUUCCUGCGUCACGUGAAGACCAAGAGAAUCCACAUCUUCACCCUGAUCCAGGUCGUGUGCCUGGCGCUCCUGUGGGUGGUCAAGAUGGUCAAAAUUAUAUCCAUUGCGUUCCCAUUGAUGGUACUGGCCAUGUGUGUGGUCCGCAUUGUUCUCCUGGACAGGGUCUUCAACCAGAGGGAGCUGCUGUGGCUGGACGAUAUCCUCCCAGGCAAGGAGGUGACCACGGAGGACUGGGAGGAGAAAGGAGGGCGUUCGUCAGAUUCUGAAAGCGUUGACACCAAGGAAAUCAACCAGAACACAAAGCUUGAGGGAGACGCGAUGGUGUGAAGCGACCCAAAUAUAGACCACAUUACGUGUAUGCAAACAGAUGACAAGUAUUCAAAUAGAGAGACUCUAAGAGUACAUUCCCAGAGAUUUAGAUCGAUCCAUCUGGAUCGACCUUACUCCCUGGGGGUUCACGCUAAA
Molecule: messenger RNA, 3051 nt
Organism: Lingula anatina
Lineage: Eukaryota; Metazoa; Brachiopoda; Lingulata; Lingulida; Lingulidae
Product: electroneutral sodium bicarbonate exchanger 1
Biological process (GO): bicarbonate transport; transmembrane transport; regulation of intracellular pH
Cellular component (GO): plasma membrane
Molecular function (GO): sodium:bicarbonate symporter activity; solute:inorganic anion antiporter activity; monoatomic anion transmembrane transporter activity
Source: RefSeq, a predicted model, not a curated record